Molecule: messenger RNA, 1265 nt
Organism: Tarenaya hassleriana
Lineage: Eukaryota; Viridiplantae; Streptophyta; Magnoliopsida; Brassicales; Cleomaceae
Product: ribosomal RNA small subunit methyltransferase NEP1-like
Exons: 9
Coding region: 148-1041 (297 amino acids)
Biological process (GO): rRNA base methylation
Cellular component (GO): small-subunit processome; nucleolus
Molecular function (GO): rRNA (pseudouridine) methyltransferase activity; rRNA binding
Source: RefSeq, a predicted model, not a curated record
AAUCUCUCGCCCACGGACUCGAAAUUCUCUUCUCUUCUACUGCAGUGGUCAGCUUCAGCUUCAGUUCUUUUCAUCUGUUCAGCAAAGCCCGAAUAACGAUGAUUCUCGCGGUUUAUUUUGUAAUCUGAAGCGUGUUUUCUGGGGAAAAUGGUGCGGCCCUAUGGGAUGAAAGGGAAGAAGAGGAAGCAGAGACAAGAGAGGUAUGACAAGGAAGAAGAAGAUGGAGAAGAAGAGCAGCAAAGGGUUGAAGAAGAAGAAGAAGAAGAAAAGGUGAAGAAAGCGAAAAUGGAGAGUACCUCAGGAGCAGAGGAAGAUGAGGAAGAAAAGGAAAAAGACGAGGAAGGCGGCGGAGGGACAGCAGGGGAUGAACUCGAGGGCAUUCCUAUUGCCCCGAGCAAUCUCGGCACGAAAAAGUCCGGUAUCGUUUUCGUGCUCGAGAAAGCUUCUCUGGAAGUUGCGAAAGUCGGAAAGACUUACCAGCUACUGAACUCUGAUGAUCAUUCUAAUUUCUUGAGGAAAAACAACAGGAACCCGGCUGAUUACCGGCCCGACAUUGCUCAUCAGGCCCUUCUGAUGAUCCUCGACAGUCCAGUCAAUAAGGCUGGAAUGUUGAAAGCUGUGUAUGUUAGGACAGAAAAAGGCGUCCUUUUCGAAGUUAAGCCGCAUGUCCGUAUACCCAGAACGUUUAAGCGGUUUGCUGGCGUCAUGUUGCAAUUGUUACAGAAGUUAAAUAUAACCGCUGCUGGCAAGCGUGAGAAACUUUUACGGGUGAUCAAGAACCCGGUAACGCAAUAUCUACCUGUCAAUUCCCGGAAAAUAGGCUUCUCAUACAGUUCCGACAAGCUGGUAAAUAUGCAGAAGCACCUAGCUGGAGUUUGUAACAACAUGGACCUUGUUUUUGUGCUCGGUGCAAUGGCCCACGGCAAAAUAGAGUGCGAUUAUAUCGAAGAUUUCUUGGCUAUUUCUGGUUAUCCACUGAGCGCUGCGUACUGUGUCUCAAGAAUAUGCGAGGCUCUGUCCACAAAUUGGAACAUAUUAUGAGAACUGUCUCGGGACAUAGAAAGGAUCCGAAACAACCGUCUACGGGGACAACACGCGGUGCACCGUCCGAUAGCGCAAGGGCCGGAACACCAUCGCCCUCGGCGACCGCAGCCGACCUGUCGCGGCUCCAUCGUGGUGUCCGCCGGGUUCACCUUUUGUACUGUAACGUUAUAUCAGACGAGUUAUUGCACUUUCUGCAACGUUAAAUUAGCUUCGAUUAGAUA